Striga hermonthica is the source of this 600-nucleotide messenger RNA. NCBI's taxonomy places the organism in Eukaryota, Viridiplantae, Streptophyta, Magnoliopsida, Lamiales, Orobanchaceae. The record is from the annotation of a GenBank genome assembly.
AUGUGCAGGGUUUGUUACGUCCCUUUGGCUGCAUGCAUCAUGCAUGUUGUGUUGCAUGUUGUGUUGGCACGUCCCUCAUGGCUGGAGUCUGAUGAAAUGGAUGCCGAGGUGUGUGAUGACAUGGCUGUUAUCCUUUUACAAAGCCAUAGCAAAAUCAAGAGGGAUUCUUUUGUUGUAUAUGCUAACAAUGUGCCAGGAGCUCCAUUGCCUUCAGGGCCACCACCUAAUUCUCACCCAAAGAGUUGGAUUAUUGGACUUGUUCUAUCACUUGUGCUACCUUUUUUCACCCACAAAUGGGGCCCAUUAUGGGUGGUUAAAAGUAGGAUCGACAACGCGGUUCAAACGGUGGAGGACAUAGUCGAGGCCGUGGAGAAAGUAGCCGAGAAGGUCGAUGAGAUUGCAGAAGACAUAGCCGAAGAUCUUCCAGAUGGAAAAUUAAAAGAUUUUGUGGAAUUAAUUGAAAAUGUGGCUGAAAAAACAGCUAAAACAGCUGACUGCAUAGAUAAUGUCAUUGACAAGGCUCAGGAAGCUGAAGAUGAGGUAGAGGAGAUGAUAUCUAAAUCUCUAGUCAAAAAGCCCAAAAGUUCGGCAAAGCAAUAA